CCCCAUUCUGGCGAGGUUAGAGGUCAUUAAAUCGAAAACAUGGCGGCUCCCAGCAAAGCGACCGUGGUAUUGAAGGCUGUGAAGAAAAUAACCGUUCAGUUUUGUCCGUUCGAGUCCAAUGUCCGGUCCACACGGGAGUUUCUGAACUUAGUGGGUUCAGAGAAGGCCAGAGCUACCAACAUGAACUGUGAGGUGAUACCAGUGGUGAAACAUGACAAGUCUGAGCCCGUAGUGGAUAUCACUUAUGUAGACGGAGAGAAGCUGCUGAUGAAGGGAGCAAAUUUGACCAGCAGUGAGAUGCUGAGUGCUUUUCAAUCCCGCUGCGUCGCCAAGGACCCGCAGGCAAAAGUUGGAGAGAAGAAAUAAUCAUGAGCUUGGCAGAUGUGUAUUUAUCUGUGAAUAUUGUUGAACAUGUACAGUAAAACUAUUCCAUUUCAUACACAUGGUGUUGACUGGCUUUAAUCUAAAAUGUUGUGUUGGUUAAAUAUUUAAUAGUCAAAUUCUUUUGUGCCCUUUUAACUAAACAGUAAAAAAUAAAGA
Haplochromis burtoni (Burton's mouthbrooder) is the source of this 540-nucleotide messenger RNA. RefSeq names its product mitochondrial ribosomal protein L53 (gene mrpl53). The record is from RefSeq and is a predicted model, not a curated record. Lineage: Eukaryota; Metazoa; Chordata; Actinopteri; Cichliformes; Cichlidae. Gene Ontology annotation, cellular component: mitochondrial large ribosomal subunit. The transcript has 3 exons. Bases 40 to 366 code for a protein of 108 amino acids.